AUGGUCGUGGUUGACCUGAUAGACAAGGGUGUCACGCAUUACGUAGCAUGUACGCACAACCACUGUCUUUUGAAACAUUCAGCUCACAUCCCUCUAGAUUUCCGUAAUCCAGACGACCCGACGGACAAGUCGUUUGAGCCACAUCCUGCUAAUUAUCCAGUAGCUGAGUUGGAGUUUCCAAACACAGGGUCGUCAGAGAGGUACAUCCUCCUUGCACCCAAGGACCCGAAUCACUACAGUCCCAUUAUGUGUCUUGAACAAUCGUUGUAUCGAAUUGUGGAACACUACCUUACCCCCGAGCAACGGGCAUUGUUUGGUACUCUGCCUGAUACUCUUGUAUCUUCGGACGAGUCGUUGCCUUCCACAUCUGAUCCUUCACGGACGGACUAUCUUCGACUAAUUCGCCGAGCCAUCCAUAAGCGCGAUGGACCUCUCUUUCUCUCCACUCUCGCUGAAAUCAAUUCACUUCUCCAUCGACUAAAAUACCCUCCACUUCCUGCCGACCCUUUCGCUCCACUCCAGCCAAAUGGCUUGAAAGAAGUUGUUCGUGAGUGGGCCACGUCAGGAAUCCCCACAAAGGUUGUCAAGCGUAUUGUCGAGGAAACAUAUCAGCGCACUGUUGGACCUCGCACGUCUGAGCUUGGGAAUUAUCCUGCCUUUUCGGAUUACGUCUAUGGAGAACUACAGCCGGACUUUAUAUCCGAUCUGCUACAUCUUGCGCACUUGCGCCCUGGCAUGCUGCUCCUUGAUCUUGGAUGUGGUGUGGGCAACGUCGUAUUGCAGGCCGCGCUCCAGAGUGGCUGCGAUACUUUUGGAAUAGAGUUCAUGGCGGCACCAGCAGAUAUGGCCCGGGAGCAGUACGUGCAGAUGAAGGCCCGCGCCAAAAUGUGGGGAGUCUCGAUGGGGAAUGUCGAGCUGGUGGAAGGCAAUAUGUUGGAGAACACGAGGGUAUCCGAGCUCAUGAGCAAGGCCGACGUUGUCCUUGUGAAUAACAAGGCAUUCAGCGAGAGCCUGAACGAAGCCAUCCGGCCGAAGCUGCUCGAUCUCAAAGAGGGCGCGUUGGUGAUCUCACUUGCGCACUUCGUGCCACCAAAUGCCCGACUCACAGAGCGCAAUAUCGACGACAUAUCUGCGAUCUUCGAUGUGCAGGAGCACAAGUAUCGCCAAGGCUAUGUCUCGUGGCACGGCGAAUCGGGAUCAUUUUAUGUCCAUCGCGUUGAUCGUGAAGGGUACGCAGAGAUUCGUGCUCGCUUUGAGAGUGGCCGAGCGGCGUUAGGUAGGUAUUCUCGCUCACGGCGAUAGCUACGUGCCAUCGUCGCUGGACAUAGCCGUUCCGUUGACUAUGUCUGGGGGGGACAGUGGCUGUUGGACCAUCAUUUGUUAUUUGCUCAUUAUCGGUUGUGAUGCUUUGGAAUUGCUUUUGGGAUGACUGUUUACUUCUUAUUCCUAUCAUUUUUAUUCAGUUCUUGCUGCACUGCUUUGUUCGUUUACCGUAGACUGCGGUUCCUAUACAUAUAUUUACCUACGUUCCGUGUUUACUUGCCAUUUGUUGUCUGUAGCUCUAUUAUCACAACUCUGUACGGCGUGCAGGACUCCUACAUUACGUUACGAUUCGUAUAUAUUCUUGUUAGGUGCU
Molecule: messenger RNA, 1636 nt
Organism: Heterobasidion irregulare TC 32-1
Lineage: Eukaryota; Fungi; Basidiomycota; Agaricomycetes; Russulales; Bondarzewiaceae
Exons: 4
Coding region: 1-1302 (433 amino acids)
Biological process (GO): regulation of transcription regulatory region DNA binding; DNA damage checkpoint signaling; DNA repair
Cellular component (GO): nucleus
Molecular function (GO): histone H3K79 methyltransferase activity
Source: RefSeq, a predicted model, not a curated record